Messenger RNA from Paramecium sonneborni, 618 nucleotides. The record is from the annotation of a GenBank genome assembly. NCBI's taxonomy places the organism in Eukaryota, Ciliophora, Oligohymenophorea, Peniculida, Parameciidae.
UAAUGAAUCAACAGUAACAAUACUAUCAAUAAGAACUUAAAGCUUAACAACCUCAAAUAAAAAAGGCAAAAAGCUUUGAUGACGAUGAUAAUUUAGAAGUAAUAAAUCUAUAUAAAGUAGAUAAUUAAAUAAGGAUAUGGAAUUCAUGAGGCAUUGAGAAUUGAUAUUCUAGAAUUUUAUAAAACUUGUCGAACAUAAUAAGAAUAUAAGAAUCCAGCAGACUUUGUGAAGCACAGAUUAGAUGGCAAAUAUGGACCAUAUUGGUUUGUAUUUAUGUGGGAACAUAGAAAUGGGUUAAAUGCUCAAUACAGUUAUUAUAAUAAUGAUGACAAAGUUUUUGAAUUUAAAGUAAUAACUAUUGAAAUUAUAAGUUAAAUGGUUGGCAUGUCUUGAUUUACUCAUUCAAUCAAACUCAAUAACCAGCAUAAUUUAAACCAUAACCAAGUGCCUAGACUAUGCCUUAAUAUAAUGCGUAAAAUUAAGUUUUAUAAUUUUAGAUAGUUUCCCCCUCCUCUUUAUGAUUAAAGAUUUGAUGACUAUUAAGUAGAUCCUAGAUAUCCUUACUCUUAAAUGUAAUAAGGACCAUCUCAAUUUAGAUAAGGAGGAUGGUAUUACUGA